UAUAUCAAGUGGAGAUAAAACUUUGAGGUCAUGCUUCAUAGAUAUAAAACUUCAAAACUUCUCCAAUUCAUUGAUUAUACUUGUUUCCAAUAACCCAAAAAAUCAAACAAAAAUCUCAUAUGGCAGCAAAACCUUCUAUUUCAAGUUAUAAAUCCUCAAAAGGCACAAACGGUAACUUUUUGUACAUUCCAAACCAAAUUCCUAUACCAACCUAUGUUCGCAUAUUGGACACCACCCUCCGCGACGGCGAACAAUCCCCCGGGGCCGCGAUGUCUUGUAAAGAGAAACUCGACAUCGCGCGCCUACUAGUAAAGUUGCGCGUUGACGUCAUUGAGGCAGGGUUUCCUUCUGCCUCCAACGAGGACUUCACCGCGGUUAAAAUGAUUGCGGAAGAUGUUGGCAAUGAUGUUGAUUGUGAUGGUUAUGUUCCUGUUAUAGGUGGUAUGUGUAGGUGCAAUGAGAAGGAUGUUGCCAUUACAUGGGAGGCUGUAAAACAUGCAAAAAGGCCGAGAAUUUGUACUUUUAUAGCAACUAGUCCCAUUCACAUGGAAUACAAACUUAGAAAGACUAAAGAUCAGGUACUCAAGAUUGCUCGUGAUACUGUGAAGUUUGCACGAAGUUUAGGAUGUUGUGAUAUUCAGUUUGGCGCGGAAGAUGCUGUCAGAUCGGAGAAGCAAUUCCUUUAUCAAAUAUUGGGAGAAGUUAUCAAAGCUGGGGCAACAACAGUAGUCAUACCUGACACUGUGGGCAUAGCAAUGCCAUUUGAAUAUGGAAAUCUCAUUGCUGAUAUAAAGAAGAAUACUCCUGGAAUUGAGAAUGUUAUCAUUGCAACUCAUUGUCAUAAUGAUCUUGGACUUGCUACUGCCAACACCAUUGAGGGUGCUCGUGCAGGUGCUAGACAAUUAGAAGUAACAAUUAAUGGUAUUGGUGAAAGGGCAGGUAAUGCUUCAUUAGAAGAGGUUGUAAUGGCCUUGACAUGCAGGGGUAAUGAUAUCUUAGGUGGUCUACAUACAAGAAUCAAUACAAGACAAAUAUUAAGGACAAGCAAAAUGGUUGAAGAGUACUCUGGGAUGCUUUUACAACCGCACAAGGCUCUUGUUGGGGCUAAUGCUUUUCUUCAUGAGAGUGGCAUUCAUCAGGAUGGAAUGUUAAAACAUAAAGGCACAUAUGAAAUAAUAUCUCCUGAGGAUAUUGGUCUUGAAAGAUCCACUGAGGCUAGUAUUGUAUUGGGGAAGCUUAGUGGACGCCAGGCAUUGAGAAAGAGACUUGAAGAGCAUGGUUAUAUACUAAAGGAUGAUGAACUUGAGACUCUGUUCUGGAAAUUCAAACUAUUGGCUGGGACAAAAAAGAGAGUAACCAAUGCAGACCUUAAAGUAUUGAUGUCAAAUGAAGCAUAUCAAGAUGAACUUGUCUACAAAGCUGCAUGAUUUCUAGGUAACUUGUGGUACUUUGAAUCCCUCAAUACAAAAGUGGAGAAAAUAUUACUUUGAAAGGAAACAGAUCAUAUGAUUAAGUGUGGACCCAAAUAUAAGUAGAGUCAUGUUCGCAACAUAGAUUGAAGGAUUAUAUUAUACAACUUAGUAAAACUUUAUUAACUCACUUGUUCAUAUAUUUUAAGGUUCUUAUUCUAUUUUCUUUAUGUGUGUUUAUUCAUUCAAGAACUUAUAGGGUCUGUUUGUUUUAAUUUUUAAUUUUUUUGUAUUUUUAAAAAAAGAUUUUAUUAAACCGUUUUUUAAAUUAUUAGUAGUAAAAGACCCGUGCGUUCGCACGGGUUUUAUUGUUACCAAGUUCAAGUAAAAAAUGUAGUGUAAUGAAAAGUGUUGUAUGUAAUAAACAAUUAUAAGUAAUUGAUAGUCACUUCAAUAAAAUAGGUAUUAUGGUGAUAGCCUCCCGU
This is a messenger RNA of Vicia villosa (hairy vetch), 1894 nucleotides long. Its product is annotated as probable 2-isopropylmalate synthase. Gene Ontology annotation, molecular function: 2-isopropylmalate synthase activity. Bases 120 to 1427 code for a protein of 435 amino acids. Lineage: Eukaryota; Viridiplantae; Streptophyta; Magnoliopsida; Fabales; Fabaceae. Gene Ontology annotation, cellular component: chloroplast. Gene Ontology annotation, biological process: L-leucine biosynthetic process. The transcript is spliced from 10 exons. The record is from RefSeq and is a predicted model, not a curated record.